This is a messenger RNA of Chelmon rostratus (copperband butterflyfish), 1260 nucleotides long. RefSeq names its product UDP-glucuronic acid/UDP-N-acetylgalactosamine transporter-like. The transcript is spliced from 13 exons. The record is from RefSeq and is a predicted model, not a curated record. Gene Ontology annotation, cellular component: Golgi apparatus. Gene Ontology annotation, molecular function: GDP-fucose transmembrane transporter activity; antiporter activity. The coding region runs from base 7 to 1023 and encodes 338 amino acids. NCBI's taxonomy places the organism in Eukaryota, Metazoa, Chordata, Actinopteri, Chaetodontiformes, Chaetodontidae.
GUCUGAAUGAUGGCAGAACUUCAUAAACGUCGACAUGAGCGCGGCGACAGAAACUUGUCUCCCGCAGGAGCAUCCUCUCAGACCGAAAGAGCCACAUCCGGCGACAGCCCCGCGGCAGCGCUCAGACUUUUAGCUGCGGGAUUUUACGGAGUCAGUUCAUUCCUCAUCGUAGUUGUCAACAAAAGCGUCCUCACCAACUACAGAUUUCCAUCGUCAACAUGUGUCGGAAUCGGCCAAAUGCUGGCAACCAUCGUCGUUCUGAGGACCGGGAAGAUGUUGGGCGUGAUCUCGUUUCCAGAUGUGGAUCUGAGUAUACCACGCAAGAUGUUCCCACUGCCUCUGCUGUACGUCGGGAAUCAAAUAUCAGGGCUGUUUGGGACACAACGACUCAAUUUGCCCAUGUUUACAGUCCUGAGGCGGUUCGGUAUUUUUAUCACCAUGGUGUUCGAGGGAUUCUUGCUGAAAAAGUCUUCCACUACGUCGGUUAAAAUCACGGUGUUCACCAUGAUCCUUGGCGCCUUUAUUGCAGCCAGCGCUGAUUUAGCUUUUGACCUUGAGGGCUACGUAUUCAUAAUGCUGAAUAAUGUCCUGACAGCGGCCAGCGGGGCGUACGUGAAGCAGAAACUGGAUUCCAAGGAGCUGGGCAAAUAUGGCCUCCUCUACUACAACGCUCUAAUCAUGAUUUUCCCCACCAUGGCAUAUGCUUACUACUCAGGGGACUUACAAAUGGCACUGCAGUAUAAUGGAUGGUCUGAUCAGCUGUUUGUUGUGCAGUUUCUGCUCUCCUGUGUCAUGGGCUUCAUCUUAAUGUACUCCAUCAUGCUGUCCACACAGUACAACUCGGCACUCACCACCGCCAUCGUGGGCUGUAUUAAGAACAUCCUCGUGACCUACAUUGGAAUGGUGUUCGGUGGAGACUACAUAUUUACCUGGACUAACUUCAUAGGCCUGAACAUCAGCAUUGCUGGGAGCCUGGUGUACUCCUAUAUCACCUUCACACAGGAGCAAACAAAAAAGGCGUAAACCACAGAGUCCCGACCCGGCACUGAAGAACUGCGCACAUCCACAUUUCAUGUUGUGUGUCCUGUAUGUGGAGACAUGUUUUUAAACCAUGCUGUAAAAACAUGUUUUUGUUUUUUGUCAGAUAUUUUUGCUGCAAUCAUUAAGUGUUUUCUGAAACACUAUGUACAACUUUCAAAUCUAUAAUUACGACAAAGUGCCUUAAUUGUUAUAUUUGAUAAAUCAAUAAAAGUAAAGUAC